Molecule: messenger RNA, 1744 nt
Organism: Acanthopagrus latus (yellowfin seabream)
Lineage: Eukaryota; Metazoa; Chordata; Actinopteri; Spariformes; Sparidae
Gene: tfpia
Product: tissue factor pathway inhibitor a
Exons: 7
Coding region: 69-977 (302 amino acids)
Biological process (GO): negative regulation of peptidase activity
Cellular component (GO): extracellular region
Molecular function (GO): serine-type endopeptidase inhibitor activity
Source: RefSeq, a predicted model, not a curated record
ACAAGCACACACAAGCACACACACACACUCAUACACACUCACACACUUCACUUCAGCCCUACAACUUGAUGAAGUUCUCCUCCAGACUUUACAUUCAGCGCGGAUCAGCCUCCCUGGUCAGCAGCAGCAUGGCUUCAUCCAACAAGUGGUGGGUUUUGUGCGCCGUCUCGCUCUGCUGCGUCGCCCGCCUCGGGUCUUGUAGAAGACACAGAGAAGAUGGAGCGCUGCCCGAGCUCUUCAUCUUCAACGAGCUGUGCGCCCUGAAGGACGAUCCGGGGCACUGCAAGGCCAUCAAGGACCGCUUCUUCUUCAACGUGGACACGGGACGCUGCGAGCUGUUCGAGUACGGAGGCUGCGGCGGAAACGCCAAUAAUUUUGAGACCUUGGAAGCUUGUGAGGAAACGUGCGUCGUCUCAGAAGACAAGAACCCGUGUCAUCUAGACGAAGCUCCGGGUCCCUGUCGUGGGCUGGUGACGCGCUACCUCUUCGACAGCAGGAGCCAGCAGUGCAGGCAGUUCUUUUACGGCGGCUGCUUCGGCAAUGCCAACAAUUUCAGGAGCAUGGCGGAGUGCCAGGCCAAGUGUCUGAACCCAGCAAAACCAACGAGGGCGCCAGAAGUCCACACGCAGUCCGCUGUGCAGCCCACCAUCGACGCCGGAGAACAGACUGUAAGCCUGAGUCAACCUCAGGUGCAAACCAAUGACUCUGAUCAACCGAAAGAGUUGAGUCCUACCAAUCUGUGCUUCCAUCCUGUGGAACGGGGAACGUGUGGCGGUGCAGAGAGAAGGUUCGCUUUCAACCCCAAGACCAAGAGGUGCCAGGCGUUCGAGUACAGCGGCUGCGGGGGCAACGGCAACAACUUCACACACCGGAAGGACUGCAUCAUGAAGUGCAUCAGACGGAGAAAGGCUCACGGGAAGAGGAUGAUCCGAAUAAGGAAGAAAAACAUCGACAACAUCAUCAAUCGCUCGGUCUGAAUACUCGCUCCUGCAUCAGACCCGUGGAGCUGAAUGUAUUUAUGUCCAUAUUUUUUUUCAAUGCUCAACUCAUAUCUACUGUUUUUAGCUCCUAGAGCACUUAUAAUUGUAAAAUAAUCAUGUUAAGUGUGCCUGAUGUAGCUCUGUGACUGAAAGCAAUUAUAAUCACAUUAUUUCAGUGUAUCUCACUGACAAAAAACACAUUUGUUUUGCUGAUGUCUCGUACGGCAGAUCAUCACACUGCGUAUGAACACGUCACUGUCAUUUUUUAUAACGCUUCAGCUGCAUAUUUACUGUGUUCGUGUGUGUGUACAGUAACUGAUGCUUCUCUACAGUGGUUCUGGUGUCGCUCCACUGCUGUUAGUCAAUGCGAACGAUGGCAUUAGCAGAUUAAACCGGAGGACGAUCUUUAAUCUCGGCUCACCGGCGACGGCGUAGAGAAUCUUCUUCAGUAAACACAUUAAUCAAGACGACCUCACAGCUGUAAAAUCAAUGUGAACGAGAUAACGACUGAUUUCUUUUUUUUAAUCAGGUUAAACAUGAACACUUGUUUUAUUUGAAUCAAUGUUAUGCCCAUUUUUUUGUAAAUCACAGUUGCAGCCGUGCGGGUGUUGUUAGCCAGGACGACCAGCAGGAGGCGGUGUUGUGUAAAGAAAGAGCUCGGUCCUGCUCGGCUGCUCAGUAUCAGCUUUACUGUCUCGUUUUUAUAACCAUGGCUGUAAUGUGCUGGACUGUAAGAGUUUAUAUAAUAAAGUUUAACGACAUCC